GGCACAGGUGCCUUCACAGCUAUCUGCAUGCAGGGGGAACAUGGAGACAAAUUCUUGCUGAAGACCAGCAGCCUAAUAUUUUAAGAAACAUAUUUGAAGGAAACCAGUGUAGAUGCCUUGCUGGUACCCCAUUAUUUGGGCAAGAGAAAAAGGCAGCCUGGAGAAAAGACUUCUUUAUAGUGGGAGCAGGAAGAGACGUGGCACCCCAUUUUUGCAAGAUGUGGGGGACAGCUGCAUGUCUCUUCCAUACCAAACCAAGGCUUCCCCCCCACCUUUAUUCACUCCCUCCCAUGGAUUAACUGCCUUCACUGGAUGGAUAAUCAAGGGGCUUACGACUUCUGAUCUAGGGCUCCUUUCCUUCUGUAAACACCUUUUGGAUGCUACAGAAGAGGCACUGAGUGCACAUUUCUGAGAAUCCAGGCAAAACUGGGGGUGACCAGCCCCCUCCCUCGUAGACCUGCACCCCCUUGAAGCUAACAUGGGAUGUAACAUGUGUGUGGUUCGCAAACCAGAGGAGCAUUACAAAGUGAUGCUGCAGGUGAAUGGGAAGGACCUGUCUCGUCUCUCACAGGAGCAGACCCUGGAAACCUUUCGUGCUAGUAAGGACCCCCUGCUCAUUCAGGUGCUGAGACGCAGUCCACGCAUGAAAGGAACGCUGAUGACUUCUUCCCAUGACCUGCAAUUUGUGGACAACGGGACACAGACAGACAUAACCUUUGAGCACAUUAUGACUAUGGGCAAACCACGGCCUCCCAGUCCAGCAAUGGUGGUGCUGGAACCAUAUGUACUAUCAGAGCUGCCUCCAAUUGGCAAUGAGUUUUAUGACCAGGCUGAGUAUAUGGAAGGGGUACAGCCGGAAGCAGAGCGCACUGAUGAACUGGAAUAUGAGGAAGUGGAGCUGUGCAAGUCUAGUCACCAGGACAAGCUUGGCCUGACCGUGUGUUACCGCACAGAUGAUGAAGAGGACCUAGGGAUAUAUGUGGGGGAGGUGAACCCAAACAGCAUUGCAGCCAGAGAUGGACGGAUAAGGGAAGGUGACCGUAUUUUGCAGAUAAACGGAAUGGAUGUACAAAACAGAGAGGAAGCAGUGGCUAUUCUAACGCAAGAAGAAAGCACAAAUAUUUCUUUGCUGGUUGCUCGUCCAGAGACUGAGAUGGGCAGGCGAUGGAAAGAUAGUGAUAGAGAGGAUUUCCUGGAUGAUUUAGUUUCUGACAAUGAGGAGGAACUACAAGCACAAAGGCUGAACUCCCCACCUCAGCAACAGGCUGAGAAUGAGGAUGCUGAAGCCAGCCCCAAAUCUCCCCGGCCUUUCCCUCACCCUGCAGGCCUAAGCAGGAGCCAGGAACUAGACAGUGGUGUAGGGCGGACAGAUGAAAGUACUCGCAAUGACGAAAGCUCUGAACAUGACCUCUUGGGGGAUGAUCAAACAAGCAGUGCCAACACUCCAGGAAGUCAACGUCGCCUGCGUUUCCUUCGGGGUGAUUCCCAGCAUCCAUUGCAAUGCAGAGAAUUCCAUCACAGCCUAGAUUCAUUGCUGGCAGCAGAUGGCUCAGUUCCUUACAAUGAGGUACUUCCACCAGCAGCUGGGCUGACUGACGAAGAGUAUGAAAGAUACCGUGAGCUUUUGGAGAUUACAUGCCACCUCGAGAAUGGUAAUGGACCCGCUUUCCUCUAUGCUUCUCGACAAGGUGGGCUGGAUGUAAACCGCAAUGAGAGUGUCCUUCGAGAAAUGGCUGUGUUGGAGGAGGAGUUACGCCACCUGGAGUUCAAGUUCCGAAAUGUUUUAAGGGCACAAAAAAUGCAGCAACUUAGAGAGCGCUGCAUGAAAGCCUGGCUUAUGGAGGAGGAGGAUAGUCUUUAUGACUUUGGAGGAGGCACUGCAAACAAUGAAGCCUCCACUAAGCUGCCAGAUAUCACUGAGCUACCUGAGCGCUCAGAUAAGGACAGCACCAGUGCAUAUAACACUGGGGAGAGCUGCAGGAGCACACCCCUUAUGAUGGAGCCUCCUUUGCCACUGGAAAGUCCAAUACGGAGGAUUAAUGACCCUAGCACUGCUUCAGGUGCAUUCUGUCAGCCAACAGAAGGUCACUGCUCCAAUGCCAACAUGAACAGACUGCAAGCUAAAAACGUGACACCCUAUCCUGGAAGCCCUGAGCCUGUACCUUCCAAAUUCCGUUCACUUUGCCGUGAAGGCAGGCACCCUACAGAGGAAAGAUUAAGGAGGGGUACAAAACCUGUGACUGAGUUGGAUCGAGGCAGCAGAGAGAGCAGUCCAUAUCUCGGCAGACGCCAGCGCUCCCAAAGUGGAGAACGAUAUCGGAGUUGCUUACAGCUGGCACAACCACGGAGCCUGGAUGAGUUGGAUGCUGAUCCCACCUGUGGUAAAAGUAUAGGGGCUUCACCGGGCACUCAGUCCCAAGCAGAACCACGCAUGGAGUGGAAAGUAAAAAUCAGAAGCGAUGGUACACGUUAUGUUACCAAGCGCCCUGUGAGAGACCGUCUGCUGAAAGCCAGAGCAAUGAAGAUCAAAGAAGAGCGUAGUGGGAUGACCACUGAUGACGAUGCUGUAAGUGAGAUGAAGAUGGGUCGCUACUGGAGCAAAGAGGAUAGAAAGAGACAUUUAAUGAGAGCACGGGAGCAGAGGAAGCGACGGGAAUUCAUGAUGCAGAGCCGACUGGACUGCCUGCGGGAACAGCAGCAGCAACAACAGCAAGGCUUAGAAGGCAAAGGAGAGAUGAGCAUCAUUGCUCUCAGCCACCGUAAGACCAUGAAGAAGCGCAACAAGAAGAUCCUGGACAACUGGAUAACCAUUCAGGAGAUGUUGGCUCAUGGGACUCGAUCAGCUGAUGGCAAGAGGGUUUAUAACCCUCUCCUCUCUGUUACCACAGUGUGAGCUCCAUGGGAAAAUGUAUGACUACAGUCCUCUUUGCCAAAAAAAAAGGUUCAUUGUUACCGUCCCCUCAUGUUACUCUUUUUAUGUUUCUUACACUAUCUCCAUUUACCAACACUCUCUACAAACUUCUUCCUUUUUUUCCACUUGGAUUCUGAUUUUGAAGGAGACCUCAGAAACGAAUAUUUUAACACAGGGUGAACACUCAUACCAGCUUUUGUAGAUUUUUUGACUUGAAGUUUUUCAGCUUCUUUAAAUCUUAGGCAUAUACCUUCCAAACCAAUAGAUGGUAUCUGUAUGUUAUAUUGGUUAAGUAUACAACAUGGUUCAUACUAAGAUUCGGCCCUCUCGUGAAAUGGAAUAGCGAAGACCCAAGCUUACAUGGACUCUUGGCUUGGGCUGAUGCUCCGUUUGAAUGCCUCCAUGUGACACACAACAUGACAAUUCAUACCACUCUUCUUCUUGACACAGUUGUGAUAUCUCCAACUAACUAUAUACCAUCCUUAGCCUGUUUGAAGAACUAUGGUUAUAACAUGUAUGUGUAACCAUGUAUGUAUGAAUCUUGCAGAUGAACCACUGCCACCCCAUGGAUAGGAGCACACAGACGACUGUGAGAACAGUACUUUUUAAUAAAGGACUAUAUAGCACAAGGUCAGAGGUGGCUGUGGCAUCUGGAUACAAGACUUGCCUUCCUUAUUACCACUGCACACAGAGAAUUGUGUGCAGGAUCGUGUCUUAGAAAACCCAAAUUGUUUGUUAUUUCCACUGUGAUUGUGACCUCUGUUUGAUUCUAAUUCUUGUUGAGUUGCCACUCUUCUGUUUGUCCUGGAAUGUGUGAUAGAUGGAGAGGGUGAUGCGAGUGAAAUGUACAGUGCACUGAUCCUUCUUUCUUCUUUUUUAUUUUGUAAAGCCUGUUGGUCCCUGUCUGAUCCUUUCAUAAGACUGAUUUCUAUAGACUCCUAAAUAACUUUUAGGGAUGAACACCUACACUUUCCUCCCUUGCACAUUUCCCUCUGUACAGGAUAGGGCAACUGGGUGUUAAAGGAGAUGGGGAAUGGAUUUGUAAAAGAUUUUUAAGGAUUUUUUUUUAAUUAAAAGCCAGGAAAAAUAAUAGAAGUUUGGUUCAGUGAAAUGAUAAACUUUAAAGCCAUAUGAGAACAAAACAUCCUUUCCAAAGGUCAAGAAAACAAGAGUUUGCAGAAGCCAAAACCAUAUACAAAGGGAAUAAAAUCUGCCCAAUACCCGCCUGUAGUGAAAGGUGGCUCAGGUGUACUACCUUAAGCCUUCAGCUAGAGGAGCUGAUAUUACUGUUUUUAUAAGAGCAGGCACUCACUGAGCAUAUCCCUAGGCAGAAUUCUCAAAAAGAUCAGUUUAUUAAAAAACAAUCAGACAAUUGCCUAAAAAGCCAAAACCAUGUUUCUAAAGAAUAGGUCUUACAUGCUGCUCAUAGCUAGAUUGGUCUUCCCCCCUCUGAUUCUGUUGUAAAAGAGAUAGUUAACCUGUAGGGAUCUUUGAUAGUGACUAUUUGUCUCUUUAGACAGGUCUUUAGGGAGAACCAUGCAAGAGUACACUUGGGGAAAGCAACUGGGUUCACAACACAUGCACAAACUAAAGAGAAAAGAAAUGCACAUUAUGGCAUUACUAACUUUCAUUACAGUUAAUUAAUAUAGUGCCUGGAUGCAACCUCUGUUGAUGAAGAAUUCAAAUGGAAGACUCCUCCUAAUCUUAAGUUUUCCUUUCUCUACUAGAGAUGAGAUUUCCUUGUCACCUGAAUUCAGCUCAGCCAAUGUGAUACAAAAAAAGAUUUUUAGUGCACCAUUAAUGAUAAACUCCUUAUAGUUCUAGGGAGCACAUCAUUCAUUGUGCACUAAAAAUCUAUGUUUGGAUUCUGGGAGUUGUAAUUAUAAAACAAGCAGAUGGAGCUUAAGGUUUGACACCCAAGUUAAUGGAAGGGUGCAAAGUCUUUCUCUGAUAGAGGAGUGCAGGAGUUGCCUUGCACGCUGCAUUUUGCAGUUCAUGGCAGCUGGAGCGCAGUCAGAAAGCUAAAUGCACACAAAUGAAGACACACAAAGUAUUACCAUUGUAUAGCAAUACCAAGGCAUCCUACCAGCACUUAAAGAAGAUAACAUUAUUAUAGAUAAGGUCUCUAGCCCCCCAGCUUUAUGUUCCCUACCUGAGGGGAGCAUGCCAUGGAUUCAUUGGCACAAUACAAAUAUUUAAUUGGAUUUAAUUAGAAUGGAAUGAGACUAUUUGGAUGGAUAUUAAACCAAUUAAUUUGCAAUCAACUUUUAAUUUAUGAAAGAGAUUUAGCAUAGCUAUCAUGUUAAUGGAACGGAAAUUUGCCAUUAGGAAAAUGACGCACAUUAUUACAGUAUUUGCACUAAGAUGCUCAGCUAUACUACAACUGGGCAGCUUAUAGAGUCACAGCUUUAUGUGGAUUUUGUCCCCUGGCAAUUUGCAGCUUGUUGGGCACAGGAUAAAACACUCAAAAUCCUAAUUGACCAGUAAGUGUUAUCUUUUUUGCAUGACGAUUGUAAAAGCGAUCCAUGGAAUGGAGAAGCCAGUUAUUGUUUGUUUUCUGCAGACAUUACCUGGUGACUUUUCCUUUUCUUGGCCUUUAUUAGCCCUGGCAUUAGUUACAAAACUAAUUUCUCUCUGAUACAUUGGCACAGGAUGUCAUUCUAUGAUAUGAAUGCUGGACACAAUGUUGGAGCUAAUCCAUGGCAAGUGGUCACAUGGUAUUAUCUAAUAUCUAUGAUUACUCAACAUAAAAGACAAUAACAUAACAGCAAUAAAAGCAAAGGACUUAUGCUUUAGAGAAGACCUUUCUGCUUGGUCAGGAUAGAAAUCACAUGUUAGCUCAGAAGAAGCAUUUUCAUUCAAUGGUGUUUGUAGCCCAUCAAUGGGGACUAGAAAACCAUGCUUGAAUCUUAAUACUCUACCAGUUCAAGAACAAGUGCCCAACUUGCACAGACAUAUCAACUAAAGAUCAGCAUUCCUAUCAUUUGCUAUCCCCUAGAUGCCCUGUCCCAACAUGUAGUGGUACCUUCCUCCAGCUCAUGUAAUAGAGGGUGACUAAGUGACCUCAGGCUGAUUUACCUUGUGGGCUCUAUGUUUCCUUUUCUUUAACCCCCACCCCAUUGUUAUUGCGUCUCAUCUUCUCUUUACUUCUGGGUCGAGACUCUUAAUAAACUGUUACCUUUCUGAUAGGAGGGAAAA
Xenopus tropicalis (tropical clawed frog) is the source of this 6109-nucleotide messenger RNA. RefSeq names its product PDZ domain containing 4 (gene pdzd4). The record is from RefSeq and is marked provisional. Lineage: Eukaryota; Metazoa; Chordata; Amphibia; Anura; Pipidae.